This is a messenger RNA of Pyrus x bretschneideri (Chinese white pear), 1869 nucleotides long. RefSeq lists its product as uncharacterized. NCBI's taxonomy places the organism in Eukaryota, Viridiplantae, Streptophyta, Magnoliopsida, Rosales, Rosaceae. The record is from RefSeq and is a predicted model, not a curated record. Bases 572 to 1282 code for a protein of 236 amino acids. The transcript has 2 exons.
GGAGUUUCUUGUACCAUUUCUUAAGUGAGACAGAUAAACAGAUUAUUUCUCCAAAACAGAGUUUAAUUAUAAGUUUUCAAAUACCAUUCUCUUCAUGGUAUCAAGAGCCAUUUGUCUAACGAUAAACCUCUGACUGUAGUUUUAUUUAUUUUUUCCUCUUCUGCCUUACCAUCUUCUCGACUUUUCUUCAGCUUCCAUGGCCGCUUCUUCUCUUCUUACUAGCUCACUUCCUAAUAUUUCCUAUUUGGUUUCCAUCAAACUUGAUUGAACCAAUUACAUGUUGUGGCUUGCCCAAUUUAAUCCCUUACUUAAAAGUAAUGAUCUUGUUGGCUAUGUUGAUGGUACAAAAACAUGUCCAACCACGUUUCUUGAGGAUGCUACUACUCUCAAUCCCGAGUACGUGACUUGGCAGCGACAAGACCAACAAUUGUUGAGUUGGAUUAACUCAACUUUGACACCAAAUGUGCUUUCCAUCGUCUCAACUUGUGACACGUCCUGAGCUAUUUGGGAUACUUUGAAAACACGAUUUGCUUCUCAAUCUUGCACCUGUGUUCUUCAACUUAAGUACUAGAUGCAGUCCACUAAAAGUGGUAACAUGUCCAUUACAGAGUAUGUUGAUAAAUUAACUAACUUUGCUGAUCAAUUGGCUCUUGCGGGAAAGCCUAUUGAUGAUGAUGAUCUUAUGGAGAUGAUUUUAAAUGUUGUUUGUCCUGCUUUCGAAAGUACCGUUACUUCAGUUAAAGCAAGAGAAAAACUUAUGAGUCUUGACGAUAUGGUUGCUUUGCUCUUGAGCGCUGAUAGUCGUAUGAAAGACUACAGCACUACUUUCAGUCCUGAUCACACUACUACAGCUCUUUUUGCACCUUAUGACUCCUCUACAAAUCAUGGUCGUAGAACCACACUUCACCGUGGUAAUGGUCGUACAUCCUCAUUCCGUCGUGGUGGUUUUCAAAGUCGUGGCUCCUUUCAUGGUCGCGGUGCUGGUAAUCAUUUUGUUAGCCGUCGUGGUGGUUCAAAUAGUGGUUUGUUUCACGGUGGAUCCAGUCGCGGCUUAUUUCAGAGUCGAGGAAUUCUUCCUACACCUGUUGUUGCUUUUCCUCGCUUUUCCUAUCUUCCCAACCAUGUUGCGGUUGCUCCUUCAUCUUCUGGAUAUCGUAACAUUGGUUCUUCCUCUAAUGGUUGUUACUAUUGUGGCAAUGAAUGGUCCCCUACAUGGUAUACCGACAGUGGCGCAUCAUCACACAUCACCAAUGAUUUAGCUAAUUUGAGCAUCUCCACAUAAUACACUGGUCAAGAUCAAGUCGUUGUUGGUAAUGGUGCAGGUUUGUCUAUAAAGCAUAUUGGUUCCGGUUUCGUAUCUAAAUUUCCUUUAAAUUCUGUGUUGCAUUGUUCUUCUGCUUCCGCUAAUCUACUGAGCGUUCAUCGAUUUUGUUGUGAUAAUCAUUGUUAUUUCAUUUUCACUCCUACUGAUUUUUUUGUGAAGGCUCUAUCCACGGGGAAGACGUUUUUCCACGGCAAGAGUGAGAAUGGAUUGUAUCUGUUUCGUGUGGGUUCGUCGAAGUUUCCCUUCAAGAACAUGGCAUUCUUUGGACAACGAACCUCUUCAUUUAUGUGGCAUCAGCGUUUCGGCCAUCCAUCUCAUGCAAUUUUUACUAAAAUUAUGUCUUCUUUUCCUAUUAAGGAUUCUAAGUUACCUAGUUUUUGCUCUACUUGCCCAUUGGGCAAAAGCACUAAAUUACCUUUUGCUUUGUCUCCAUCUAUUUCCGUUUGUCCUCUUCAAUUGAUCCAUUGUGACGUUUGGACUUCACCAAUUGCCUCUGUUAAGGGUCCCAAGUAUUUUAUAAUAUUUCUUGAUGACUAUUCUCGUUA